AAAGAGUUGUUUUUCCCUCCGACAAACUAGCAGUAUUCCUGUCGCGGUGGGUAGUUUGGGCUCGUUGCUUGUACCUCUGGUUUUGAUUCCCUGCACAGAGCAGUGUAUUGUGUUUGCAAAUGAGGGGGCAGGGCAGGACAAUAUGUGGUCUGUCAAUGAGUCUAUUGGGUGUUUUAGGAGUGUCUUUGGCAUGUGGACUGCCAAUGUGGCGUGAGACAUCACUUGUGGGAGCAAAUAUUGUAACAGCACAAACGGUGUGGGAAGGUCUGUGGCUACAAUGUGUCAUCCAAGCAACGGGUCAGAUGCAGUGCAAUAAACAGACAAUGUCCACCAAUAUGACGAUUGACAUCCAGGCGGGGCGCGCCCUCACGCUGAUCUCCAUCGUCGUCGGCCUCCUGGGCUUCAUCGUCACCGUCCUCGGGGGCGGUGUAGUCAACUGCAGCGGACAGCCACCUGACCCAUAUGAACCUCCAUCGGCUUCCUCCUCCAAAAAGAAGGUUUCUCUGUUGGGCGGAGUUCUAUGUGUCUUGGCUGGUAUCCUGUGCCUGAUUGCAGUCAGCUGGUCGGCAGCACUAACCAUCUCAGUCUUUAAUAACGCUUUGACGCCUGAUGCCCUCAAGAGGGAAGUUGGCUCCUCCAUCUACAUAGGCUGGGCCUCGUGUGUGCUGCUUCUGCUCGGCGGUGUCCUUAUCUGCUUCAUUUGUGGGAAAGAGGAGGCACCCGAGCCUUCCUACUACUACAUGCCGUACAACUCCAGGGACAGUUCAUCCCGCAUGGCAACUUUCAUGUCUGAUGAUACGAGAUCAGACACAACUCAGACGUAUCAUUAUCCGAGGGGGAGCGUACGGCAUGUAGCACAAGUGCACCAACAAAAUUACUUGAGUAAACCUCAGAGCGUUGCCAUGUUCUACAAUCAGCCUCAGCCAAUCAGCCCAGAAUGGGUUCAUGUAUGAGUAGUCAGACAAGUUUGCAUUUAUGUGAUUCUAACUAUGGUAAUAUCUGCAAAUUCAUGCAGAAAAGCAUUGUUGAAAUCCACAAAUUAGCAUAAAAAUAGUAAUUAGGCGUCAAGUAAAAGGUGUCUGGACCAUAGACUGUUUAAAUAUGGAUCACUCAAAAGUGAAGCCAAAGCAAGUAGAGCUCCCCCCAUAGACUGGCUGAAGUGUAGGUCAUAAGCUCCACCUCCUCUAUGUUAGACAGGGCUGCCAGGCCUCCUGGAAAACCUGGAAAAUGAUUGACCAAUUUUCCAGUCAUGGAAAACAUAUGGGAAAUGAGAAAAAAGUAAAAUGUCCUGAAAAGGCUGAAAUUGUCCUGGAAAAUUAGGUGUCCUCCCUCUGUUAGUGAACGCAAACGGAUAAAAAUUAGCUCCCCAUGUGACGCUACCAGCCAAUCAAAUGUGACACGCUCCCCACAGCUGUCUGCUACCUAGUGUUUCCAUAUGAAUUUGUCACUAGAUUCAGGAACUUUUCAGACGCCAGUAAGGAUUUAUUUUUUUCUAAAGAAGGCGUCAUUAGUCCUCCUCAAUAAUUUGGUGUUUUUUUAUUUAUUUAUUUUACAAAAAAGGCGGGUCAGAUACAUAUAAAGUGUCCACAAUAUGAGUUUAAAUAAGUAACUAUAUAAAUAAAUAUAUACUGCAUGAUCACUUACACAUGAUCAUAAAUCUGUCCGUUUCCCUUCCACUUCAUAGUGUAAGGUAAAGCAAGCCCCUUCAUUGUGUCCAUUCCAAUGGGAAAAACGUCAAUAGAAAUUCAUCUCUAUUCAAAUACUGUAUAACGUGAUUAGCGACUUUUCAUGCUGUUUUUAGCUAGCUGCUCUCUAAUGAAAGUAGUUGUCAACACCCAAGUUAAAUGUACAGUACACAGACCACAUGGAAGAGGGACCCCUUAAAUGAGAAGAGUAGGCAGUGAAAACUCAAGACUUAAAUGUUUAUUUGAGCUGCUGCCGGCAGUUGUUUUUGCUAAUCUUGUUAGCAUGAAUGAAUGACAUUCAACUUUAGCAUUACAUUGAUCAAUCAGUCAAUAUUUAGCAACUUUCAAGCAAGUCCAAUGUAAUUAAACAAAACAAGACAUAGGAAAUAAAGUAAAAAUGUUCUUGGUAACUAACACACACUGAGCCAUAUGAGUGGAUAAAUAAUGCAAGGUAAGAAAUAAAAUAUAAAAACUCAAUACAAUGGUGAAAUAAUAUGAACAUGACAAAAUAAAAUUUAGGCUAACAGUAAAUCAUAAUUUUUAUUUAUUUUGUGAAUAAGUAGAGUAAAUAGAGAUUAAAAAUAAAUAAAUAAAUAAAAUAAGACAUACAUCUCUAAUAGUAGGACACUAAAUAAAAGCCAGACUAAAAGGAUAGCUAGCAGAUGAUGUUUAUGCCUCAGAGUUAGAAAUAAAUAUAUUUUAAGUUCAAUAUAAUAGCUAACUAUGAGCCCUUAAUUUUGUUUCUUUAAGAGCUAGAUUAGUGUGAAAGAAGCAGUAAAGUGUCACAUCAUGCGUACAGUAUGUAUAAUACACAGAAAUUAUGAACGAUAUGAAAAAGCUAAGGUAUGAACAGUAAUUUACCAAAUGAAAAAUCUGUGUGAGCAGUAAUAUAUUGUUUCACAUGUGUGUUGUUGUGAGUGGAAAGAAGGCCAGUUCAGGGACUGGCGAGGAGAUGCGCAAAGGGCAUAUUGCAAGUUCCGCAGUAAGUCUUUUGAUAAUGGUAACGUGAGUGUCUCAGCGCUCAUGAGUCAUGCACGUGGAAAAGGCAAUGUCAAUAUUGCUAGACAAUUAAGCAGUGGAGGAAGAAUUUUAUUAGGAUGACUCAUUCAGCAGUCACAGGGGAGGGAAGUAGCUGUCUGCAACCAAAGAGACACACGUGUCUGGUACAAGUGCAAAGAGGAAAAGCUUAGGGACACAAGGAAACCAAGCAUUUAUUUAUUUUUAAUUUUUUGUCUUCUGUGUUCGAAGCAGAGAUUUGCUGGGUCACAUCCCGCUACUCAUUCAGCUCCUGAGUGAGUGAGUGAGUGAGUGAGUGAGUGAGUGAGUGAGGAGAGUUGAAAGUACCUACAAUAACUGGGGGACUUUUUUGGAGGAAUAUUUUUAUUUGAAUUUGUUAUAUUGACCAUUUUGCACUGCAGAGAUUUGAUUUGAUUUGGACAUAUUUAGCCAGUAUGUUUUUCUAGGCUAUUUGGCAAUGACUUUGAUUUUUACUGAAUGCAGGUGUCACACUUAAAGUAAAUUGUAGUUGACAGAAAUGAAACAAGGAAACUGUUUUUGGUGAUUUAGUGAAUUUAGUGAAAAAUAUUUUGUAGAGAAAGUACACGAGCGAAAGGAAGAGAAAAUGGAAAGCUGAGGUGAGAGUUGCCCAAACCUAUAUUGUAACUUGGUUAUAUUGUAUAUUGAUUAUGUGAGAUAUGGUAUAGCCAUAGGCUGCACAUCAUAUCGGUGAUUUCAUUCAUUUCGCCUAUAAGUGGUUACUCUGUUUCUGUGACAGAGAAAACCUAAAUACAUGAUUCAAACUGGUGGUUUUAAAUGCGUGAGAAAGACCGAAGUGUCGCUGCAUGAAAGUAAUUGUGUGUAUUUCAAUUUUAAUGUCCUAAUAAAUUCAAAGGAAACUGUUA
Mugil cephalus (flathead mullet) is the source of this 3586-nucleotide messenger RNA. Its product is annotated as claudin-4-like. The transcript has 3 exons. The record is from RefSeq and is a predicted model, not a curated record. The coding region runs from base 120 to 953 and encodes 277 amino acids. Gene Ontology annotation, biological process: cell adhesion; bicellular tight junction assembly. Gene Ontology annotation, cellular component: bicellular tight junction; plasma membrane. Gene Ontology annotation, molecular function: structural molecule activity. NCBI's taxonomy places the organism in Eukaryota, Metazoa, Chordata, Actinopteri, Mugiliformes, Mugilidae.